This is a messenger RNA of Eucalyptus grandis, 1559 nucleotides long. RefSeq names its product nucleosome assembly protein 1;4. Gene Ontology annotation, molecular function: chromatin binding; histone binding. Gene Ontology annotation, cellular component: nucleus; chromatin. The record is from RefSeq and is a predicted model, not a curated record. NCBI's taxonomy places the organism in Eukaryota, Viridiplantae, Streptophyta, Magnoliopsida, Myrtales, Myrtaceae. Gene Ontology annotation, biological process: nucleosome assembly.
UUUCCCUCCUCUGCCCCGCAAAAACUUUCCCUCCUUUUCCUAGGGUUUCUCUCCAAUUUCUCUCCCCUCCUCCUCCUCCUCCUCCGCUUCCCCCGCCCGCCGGCCGAUCGAGCAGCGCGCCUCAUCAUGAGCAAGGAUUCCGACGCUGCCGGAGGCUUCGACCUGUCCGAGCUCCGCUCCGAUCUCCCCGCCGCCGCCGCCGCUCUAAGCGCAGAAGAUCGCAAGGGUCUCGUCAAUGCACUCAAGAACAAGUUGCAGAGCUUGGCUGGGCAGCAUUCAGAUGUGCUAGAGAGUCUUCCCCCUAAUGUUAGGAAGCGCGUGGAGGCUCUAAAAGAAAUUCAGAGCCAUCAUGAUGAGAUGGAGGCUAAAUUUUUUGAGGAGAGGGCAGCAUUGGAAGCUAAAUACCAGAAGUUGUACGAACCCCUAUAUACAAAGAGAUAUGAAAUUGUCAACGGAAUUGUUGAAGUUGAUGGAGUAGUAAAGGAAGCUUCUGCAGUGGAAGAAGAGGACAAAUCCGCUGAAGAGAAAGGUGUGCCAAACUUCUGGCUCACUGCAAUGAAGACCAAUGAAAUUCUGGCAGAAGAGAUCUCUGAUCGGGAUGAGGGGGCUCUGAAGUAUUUAAAAGAUAUUAAGUGUUCUAAGAUCGAUAAACCUAAGGGCUUUAAGCUUGAGUUCUUCUUUGAUGCUAACCCAUACUUCAAGAACUCGGUGCUUACGAAAACAUAUCACAUGAUCGAUGAUGAUGAUGAACCUAUUCUUGAGAAAGCUAUUGGGACGGAGAUUGAGUGGUAUCCAGGGAAAUGCUUGACCGAGAAGCUGCUGAAGAAGAAGCCGCGAAAGGGUUCAAAAAACGCCAAACCCAUUACCAAAAUUGAAAAAUGUGAAAGCUUCUUUAAUUUUUUCAAUCCUCCAGAGAUUCCAGAUGAUGAUGAAGAUGAUGAAUUAGAUGAAGAUGCGGCAGAGGAAUUGCAGAAUUUAAUGGAACAGGAUUAUGACAUGGGCUCCACCAUCCGCGAUAAGAUAAUUCCUCAUGCUGUGUCGUGGUUUACGGGCGAGGCUGCUCAAGAUGAUGAUAUCGGUGACAUAGUCGGCGAAGAAGACGAAGAGGGUGAGGAAGACGAAGAUGAUGAAGGGGAAGAUGACGAGGAGGAUGAGGAAGAUGAUGAGGACGAUGAGGAAGAUGAUGAAGAAGAGGAGCAAAGCAAGAGCAAGAAGAAGUCAUCAGCUGGAUCCAAGAAGAGUGGCCGAGCACAGGUGGUGGGGACAGAGCAAGGCGAGCGCCCUCCUGAGUGCAAGCAGCAGUAGCAUUUGUUCUUUUGUCCUGCCGUGGUCGAUUCUUCCAAACUGAGCAUGGAGCUCUAGGGCCCGUGCGAUACUGUCUAUCUGCCUUGUGUAUGGUUUUUCUUUGACAAUACACUCUCGCCCUCUGUUGUUAAUUACAUAUUUGUUCUGCAAAUGCACCGAUCACUUUUCCUUAUACUUUUUUCCAUCGAGUAAGGGCGAUUAUGUUCGUGGUCUGAUGUAAAUGAUCGAUUGAUUAGAAAUCAUUGCUUCUGAAA